AUGACCGCCACCGACGACGACCAGCACGACCAGCACGACCAGCACCACCACCUCCACCUCCACCACCACCACGACCACUCCCACGACCAGCACCACGCCCCCGCCCACCUCGACCCCUCCGCCCUCGGCACCAAAGCCUACUGGGACGCGUGCUACGAGCGCGAAAUCGCCAACCACGCCGAGCGGCCCCACGACGAAGGCACCGUCUGGUUCGCCGACGCGGGCGCCGAGGAGCGCACGCUCGCGCACCUCGACCGCCUCGCCGACGACUGGCGCCUCGUCAAGGGCGACGACGGCGGGUUCGAAGAGGAAAACAGUGCCGACGCCGCGCGCGACUGCACCAGCUUCUGCGACUUGGGCACGGGGAACGGGCACCUCUUGUUCGCGCUGAGGGACGAGGGGUGGAGGGGUAGGAUGGUGGGCGUGGAUUAUAGCGCGUUGAGCGUGGAGUUGGCGAGGAGGAUUGCGGUGGAGAGGGCGAGGGCGGAGGGUGGGGAUGGGGAUGGGGAUGGGGAUGGAGGGGAAGACGGGGGGAAGGUGGCGGCGGCGGCGGCGGAUGUAAGGUUUGAGGUGUGGGAUAUUUUGGGGGAGGAGCCGGGGGCCGAGUGGCUGCAGGGCGGGUUCGACGUCGUGCUGGACAAGGGCACGUUCGAUGCCAUCAGCCUGAGCGCCGAAACGGAUGCGCAGGGCAGGCGUGUCUUCGAGAGCUACAGGGAGAAGGUUGAGCCGCUGAUCAAGCCGGGCGGGUUGCUGCUGGUCACGAGCUGCAAUUGGACGGCCGACGAGCUGAAGGCUUGGUUCGUGGUGGAGGGGGGCUUGCUGGAGUACGAGGAUAAGAUCAAGUAUCCCAGCUUCACCUUUGGCGGCAGGACGGGCUCCAAGGUGUGCACCCUGUGCUUUAAGAAGAAGAGUGAUGCCUCGGCAUGA
Molecule: messenger RNA, 927 nt
Organism: Diplodia corticola
Lineage: Eukaryota; Fungi; Ascomycota; Dothideomycetes; Botryosphaeriales; Botryosphaeriaceae
Product: s-adenosylmethionine-dependent methyltransferase
Exons: 1
Coding region: 1-927 (308 amino acids)
Biological process (GO): peptidyl-lysine monomethylation; peptidyl-lysine dimethylation
Cellular component (GO): cytoplasm
Molecular function (GO): protein-lysine N-methyltransferase activity
Source: RefSeq, a predicted model, not a curated record